This is a messenger RNA of Medioppia subpectinata, 2186 nucleotides long. NCBI's taxonomy places the organism in Eukaryota, Metazoa, Arthropoda, Arachnida, Sarcoptiformes, Oppiidae. The record is from the annotation of a GenBank genome assembly.
GUUUACUAAACGAGUGGUUAGUUUUGUGUCUCACAAUUCAAUUGUGAUUUAAAACUAGUUUUUAAAUUGUUUUCAAACUUUUGUUUCGUUUCAAUAGUUGUUUAGUAAAUGUGUUUUGCAUUUCAAAUAGCAAUAAGUAAUCAAUACAUUAUAUUAGAGGAGUAUUUGUGUUCAUAAUUGCAAUAAUGUAUACAAAAUCAUAUGUGACUGUAAUAGUGGUGAUAAUGACCGGUAUGUUAUGGCCGGUCCACACGUUUCCCAAUCAGGGCAAGUGGUCGUACACCGUCUCACAGCGAAAGUGUCACUUCUUUGAAGUGAACACAGCUUUGUAUCAAAACUCAACCAUUUCUAUCAAAAUCUCAUGUGAUUCGCAAGAGGACAAAGACAUGUCCGUCAAGAUUGGUUGGACUAUACGCGAGACGCCCUGUUUUGAAGAGUAUUUGGGACCAGAAUUAUCGCCAAAAACCGCGUUUAAAACCGAUGCAAUUGGUUUGAAUACCAGCAAAACCUGUUCCCCACCCGACCGCGUGUGCACCUCAUCUCCUGAGACAACAUUUCUCACACUAAUUGGCGACUCAUCGGAGGCGCGGACUAUUGACUCGGCGCCCAAAAGUGUGGCCAAAUCGGAGAAAAAACGGUCGCAUUUAGUGGAAAAGCUGCCGACGCCGUUGUCCAGAAGGCGACGCGAUUUAAAUCGGAUGACAUCCUUACCCGAUUACUUGAAGUGGUAUUACUAUUGUCCGGCUAUUCUGUUGGGCGAUUUCGGCUACGAUAGGGUCCACUAUCUUAAGACCAACGAGAUUGAGAUCAAAUGCAACCAAUUGAAGACAUUAUCUCCAAAAGCCGUGUUUAAAACCGAUGUAAUUGGUUUGAAUACCAGCAAAACCUGUUCCCCACCCGACCGCGUGUGCACCUCAUCUCCUGAGACAACAUUUCUCACACUAAUCGGCGACUCAUCGGAGGCGCGGACUAUUGACUCGGCGCCCAAAAGUGUGACCAAAUCGGAGAAAAAACGGUCGCAUUUUGUCGAAGAGCUGCCGACGCCGUUGUCCAGAAGGCGACGCGAUUUAAAUCGGAUGACAUCCAUGUCCGAAAAUGAGAUAAUAGUACCGAACGAUGGCGUCUAUCUGUUGAUCGUUUACAUCGAAUCGACAGAUAAUAAUAAACUUUUCAACGCCGAAGUUGACAUCGAAAUGAAAAGCAAAAGUGGACAACACUUAUCGGCUAUUGAUUGGCCACUUUUGCCAUUUUACGGUGUGAUGUGUGGCGUAUACGUGCUGUUUGCCUUCGGGUGGCUCUUCGUGUCGUUCACCCAAUGGCGAGAUCUGUUGCGCAUCCAGUUCUGGAUCGGAGCCGUCAUAUUCCUCGGCAUGUUUGAGAAAGCGGUCUUCUAUGCAGAGUAUCAGUCGAUCAAUUCGACCGGUGUUUCGGUGAAGGGAGCCGUUCUGUUCGCCGAAAUACUCUCUUGUUUUAAGCGAACUCUCGCCCGAAUGCUAGUCAUUAUAGUCUCGUGUGGUUUCGGAAUCGUUAAGCCUCGAUUGGGACCGAUAUUACAUCGGGUCGUAUGUGUCGGCAGUCUAUACUUUAUUCUCGGUUCACUUGAAGCCGUACUUCGGAUAUAUAAGCCAAAGAAUGAUCCGACGAAUCAGACCUUAAUGGCUGGCGUUCCGCUGGCAGUACUGGAUUCAGUGAUCUGUUGGUGGGUUUUCAGUAGUUUAGUGCAAACCACUCGUACAUUACGUCUGCGGCGAAAUGUGAUUAAACUAAAUCUCUACAAACAAUUCACUAAUACAUUGAUAUUUGCCGUUUUGGCGUCGAUUGCGUUUAUGAUAUGGCAAAUACACAAUCAUAAACUGACACAAUGUCUGACGGAUUGGAAAGAGUUAUGGGUAGACGAGGCCUAUUGGCAUCUCUUGUUCUCAGCUGUUCUGCUGGUGAUUAUGGUGCUCUGGAGACCAACCAAUAAUAAUCAAAGAUACGCUUUUACGCCACUUCUGGACGCCAGUGAAGACGAGGACGAGGACCGCGAGCAGCAGAUUCCUCACGAGGCCUUUGUAGUCAUUCCUCUGCCUCCUAGUGGAGUUCACCUAACUGGCCAAUAUCCCGACUUCAAUGAUGGACAACGCGCUGCCGGCGCUCAUCGACUCCGACGAGGAGAUAAUGAAUACCAAAUUGGAAAUGAGUAA